This is a messenger RNA of Sycon ciliatum, 3454 nucleotides long. RefSeq lists its product as uncharacterized. Bases 114 to 2825 code for a protein of 903 amino acids. The record is from RefSeq and is a predicted model, not a curated record. The transcript has a single exon. NCBI's taxonomy places the organism in Eukaryota, Metazoa, Porifera, Calcarea, Leucosolenida, Sycettidae.
GGGACCCUGUGAUUCGCAGGCAAGUCCACAACCACUCGGCCAAAAGCGCUGGUACGGCACAACAGCCAGGAAUCCGGGGUCCCACUUUCUGGCUCAGAGUUUUGAACGUCACGAUGGGCACUACUACAAGGGUUGUUCCUCUAGCUCUCGGCUUCUGGCUGGCCGCAGUGUGUGUAUUGGUGACGAGUUCUUUGGCUUUUGCCCAUGAUACCGGAACUCUGGACCUUACUGAUCCAAUCUGGUUGACCAAGAAAGCCGAGGAGGCCCAUCAAGAAGAUGGGCAGACCCCAGCUGGUAACCGGCAUGAUGGCCAGCAGCGGGUCGAUGCCGCGCCGCGGGUACCCAGACCUGACCUGCCCAAGGUGCGCCGGCGUAGGGAUCAUGGCAGCAGACAUCGCAGACGGUCAGUGUCACCCACAGCUAGCCAGGAGGCUGGCCGUUACUACAAAUCAGCUGUAAGCUACACGCAUGAGAGUAUGCUACCAGACCUGAACAAUGCUUCUCACGGCAUCCUGCACCAAGGAGACAGCACACGGACGGGAGCACAUAUACACGUGCAGCUGCCAUUCAACUUUUCCUUCUUUGGACAUUUUCAUGAUCAUGUGUUUGUAUCUACUUAUGGCUUCAUCUUUGCACACCCACUCCCGAGUGACUGCGCGCCGUACGCCUGCAGACUGGUCCACAUGGUGGAGACAAGUUACAUUGCGCCGCUCAUAGGCGUCUGGGCCGGCCUGGCCAAUAACAACAGCCAGCUAGUGCAGUACACGGCAGAGGACAAGACAUUUGUACACUUUGUGUGGUCUGUGCGCCUCCUGAGUGGUCUGUGCCACACGGAUGUCCGUGGAGUCAGAACGUGUGGUACACGCCAGGGCACGGAAACACAAUUCUCAGCAACUCUCUACAGCGACGGCGCCAUUGAGUUCCACUACGACAAACUGGGUGCGAGGUCUGCUUACGACAAAUUCAAUUUCCACAGUGCCAGCUAUGGUGGCACGAUUGGCCUGCGUGACUCCAGUAUCCACGAUCAUGCAGCCGGUGUUUACGAUCACCGCUAUGUGCGUUAUGCCGACGCUAACAUCUCAACCGUGUUCAACGGCAGUGUUCGCCCGAAGAGCAUCACAUUUACGCCGCUAACAACGCCCGUGUGCUUUACGGCAUUGGACGAAACGGAGUGCAAAGCACGCUCGCCGUCGCUUGCUUGUUUCUGGUGCCCGUUGCCACCCGGGUACAAUCUAAAGACUCGGCCAUUUUGCACCGACGGGGGACAUGAUCGCAACUACUUGCACUACCGGGCGACUGGCUGCUCAAACACAACGGACGGCGCAGUGCUGAGCUUUGCCAAUGACACAGUACUGAGGCACACAUACUACACGGCAAGCAUGUCCACUGCUGGGCUCCGCCUUCCUGAUCUGCGCAAUGCCAGCCUUGUCCGAAAGCGCCUGUCGUCGGCCCUUCGUUACUUCGCAACUUCCGUGUCGCUGCCAUUCGACUUUCCCUACUACGGACACCGGGUCCGCCACAUUACCGUUAUGUCACUCGGCUUCAUACACAUGCACAUGUGGCGCUGCCAUACGUGCUAUGUGAGCGAUCACUUCCAAGCCAGCCAUGUCUCGCCAAUGUACCACCCCUGGUUCUUUGUGAAGGACCCGGUUGGCGUGGAUCAUGGCGGCAUCGACAUCUUUCAGGACAAGAACAAAAGAUUUGUGCACGUUGUCUGGACAAAUGCCGUCCGAGAGAUGUUCGCCAUCUACUGCAAUUAUCUGAACUGUUUAUUUUGCGCCUGCCCAGAUUUCAACUCGCCAAGGGUAACUUUCUCAGCGACCCUUUUUAGUGAUGGCCGCAUUAUAUACAACUAUCAGAAGCUGACAGAUCGCAGUACGUUCCCCCUCAGCUCUAACUUCAGAAUCGGCCUUGGAGAGUCGAUUGUGGCAGAACCGAUACACGACCCGGAGGAUCCCUGGCACUUUGUACACUACUCGCCAGUGAGUAUCUCUGAUCGUACUGCCUUUAGCGGCCAAGCCAAGGUGAAGAGCAUCGUGUUCACGCCUGUCGCCAACGCCACUUGCAACUCGGCCGCGACCGUUGCCGAAUGCUCGGCAACGCCGCCCGCUCUCGGCUGCUUGUGGUGUCGCGUGACGCCAUCGCACACGUUUCAGCUGCGACGCACGUCAUUCUGCACGGACGGCUACGGGAACGGAAGCUCCAUUACUGUCCGCCACACCAAGUGCACUUCAGUACACCCCGCAGCAGCAGCACCGCCGACAGCAGCCUCCAGCCAUGCAAGCACCGCUACUGUGCGUGCGCAUACGAGCAAGCGUGAUCACGCCCCAACAACUCUCCAUCACCAGCAGCCUACUGGUGCACCGGUGACGCCAUCAGGAGGCAAAGGCAAAACGCAGCCUCCUCCGCCGCCGCCGCCCCGUCCCAGUAGCCGGCCUCCGUCGCAUCCUACAAUGCCGCCGGGAAGCGGAGACAAAACACAACGUCCGCUGCCUCAUCCCCGCGGCCAGCAUCCAACACAUCCUAUCGCUCCCACUGCCCAUCCUGGAAACGUUGCCCAUAGCGACUCCCCUGGUGUUCCGACGGGCCGCCAUCCUGGAAUACAUACUACUGUCACUAGUAGUAACAGUGUUGCCCCUAGCAACGGCGCCAUCGGAGGAAGCAAGAACCAACAAGACGGUGCGCCGCCGCAGGCGACCAGCAGCUCUGCCGUGGGUGUUGGCGUUGGCGUCACUGCGGCGUUGCUGUUCGUAAUGGUAUCCGUGGCUCUGUUGGUGCGGCGGUAUAGGCUCACCAACGGAAGUGGCGGCUUUUCCAGGUUCUAACGAGUAGCGAGCAAUAAUUUGUGCAGAAGAAACCCGCUUGGCUAUGCUUGCACGUAUUGGCUGGUCCAGGACUACAGUGCAGUGUCAGACCCAGGCGAAUGUAGUGCAGCUGCCAGGACUAGCUCUCCGUGUGUGUAUGUGUGUGUGUGUGUGUGCGUGUGUACACGUGUGCGCGCAUCCUCCUUUCUUUCUACUCUUCAGCGUAUUCUUAGUAACGUUGUGUUGGGAUUAGCUGCUGGCCAUUGCACAGCGUUAUUAAUAUUAUUGUCAUCUUCGGCGAGAUGUGAUAAGAUUUCCUCUGAGAGUGACAGCUUCACUGCACGAAGCUACACCCCCCCCCCCCCCCUCCUUGUGUAGAAUUUCCAUCGAAAUUGGAAUUAAAACCUCUCUUUGAAUUUCUUCACGUGCUGCAUUCUACUGACAGCCUCGCGUAUUCUUUCUCUCUUCUAGAUAAUAUUAUGUGGUCGAGAAGGUGCUGGUGCAUUAGGACAGUUUGUACAUCUAUAUUUAUGAAUUUAUCUACUUUGGAAUUAUCUAUUUUCCUUUUCCACUAGUUUAUGAAUACAUUUAUUUACUUCUUCGGAAUUAUCUAUUUUCCUUUUCUACCCACUGUGAACUGCCUCUUCUAA